AUGAUGGAGAAAGCUGCACUGCUGCUGUUUUAUUGCCUGUUCAUAUCUACUUCAGGAUCCCCACUCUACCCCUCCAUCAAGUUUGGCCAGAGGGACACAUCCAUUCUGUUGACAUCUUCUCUAAAAAAUCCAGAGCAACUGGAGGACACGAGUUCUGCCCAAGAGAGAACAGAGAUACGUUUGGGCCGCCAUGCAGAUGCCAUCUUUACGAACAGUUACAGAAAAGUGUUGGGCCAAAUCUCUGCCAGGAAGUUCCUACAGACCAUCAUGGGCAAACGUCUCGGAGAUGAAAGUGAGAGUUAUGUGAAACGUCAGUCAGAUGUCUAUGAGGGAACAUACAAAGAAGAUCUGACAUCUAUCCAACGUAAUCAGAGAUACAGAGGACUUCAUGAAAUGCCAUGA
This is a messenger RNA of Nerophis lumbriciformis (worm pipefish), 402 nucleotides long. NCBI's taxonomy places the organism in Eukaryota, Metazoa, Chordata, Actinopteri, Syngnathiformes, Syngnathidae. The record is from RefSeq and is a predicted model, not a curated record.